Emys orbicularis (European pond turtle) is the source of this 3927-nucleotide messenger RNA. It is a transcript of the gene CNTNAP5, whose product is annotated as contactin associated protein family member 5. The record is from RefSeq and is a predicted model, not a curated record. Bases 1 to 3927 code for a protein of 1308 amino acids. Gene Ontology annotation, molecular function: calcium ion binding. The transcript has 24 exons. Lineage: Eukaryota; Metazoa; Chordata; Testudines; Emydidae.
AUGGAUUCUGCUCCCAAACUCUCCAGUCGUUUGAUUUUGCUGCUCUUCAGUCUGUGGCAUCUGGGAUUAACAGCAACAAAUUAUAAUUGCGAUGAUGCACUAGUAUCCUCAUUGCCUCUGACCGCCUUUGACAGCUCCUCAGAGCUCUUCAGCGUUCACAAUCCCAGCUUCGCCAAGCUCAACAGACGGGAUGGAGCUGGUGGUUGGUCCCCAUUGGAAUCGAAUCCGAAACAAUGGCUUCAGAUUGAUCUGGGAGACAGAGCUGAGAUUACAGCAGUCGCCACCCAAGGCAGGUACGGAAGCUCUGACUGGAUAACAAGCUACAUUCUAAUGUUCAGCGAUACAGGACGCAACUGGAAGCAGUACAGACAAGAAGACGGCAUCUGGGUCUUCACAGGGAACACUAAUGCAGACAGUGUGGUACAUCACAAACUUCUGCACUCCGUGAAAACCCGCUUCCUGCGCUUCGUCCCUCUGAAAUGGAAUCCCAGUGGAAGAAUAGGCCUGAGAGUUGAGGUCUAUGGUUGCUCAUACAAAUCGGACAUAGCAGAUUUCGAUGGCAGAAGUUCCCUCCUGUACAGAUUCAAUCAGAAAAUGAUGAGCACCUUCAAAGACGUGGUUUCCCUGAAGUUCAAGAGCAUGCAGGGGGAUGGAGUCUUAUUCCACGGAGAGGGACAGCGCGGAGACUACAUUACACUGGAGCUGCAGAAAGGGAAACUCUCCUUGCACAUUAACCUGGGAGAUGCCAAGCUGCGUUUCAGCACCAGCCAUACAUCAGUCAGCCUGGGCAGCCUCCUGGAUGAUCAGCAUUGGCACUCGGUUCUCAUCGAACGCUUCAACAAGCAAGUGAACUUCACGGUGGAUAAGCACACUCAGCAUUUCCGAACCAAGGGGGAUUCAGAUCACCUGGACAUUGAUUAUGAGCUCAGUUUCGGGGGGAUCCCAGUCCCAGGAAAGCCAGGAACCUUUCUGAAGAAAAAUUUCCUUGGAUGCAUCGAGAACCUUUAUUACAAUGGAGUCAAUAUAAUUGACCUGGCAAAAAGGCGUAAACCUCAGAUCUACACUGUGGGCAACGUGACUUUUUCCUGCUCAGAACCACCAAUUGUUCCCAUCACCUUUGUCAGCUCCAGCAGCAGCUAUUUGCUUUUACCUGGCACCCCCCAGAUUGAUGGGCUGUCAGUCAGCUUCCAGUUUCGAACGUGGAACAAAGACGGGCUGCUUCUGUCCACGGAGCUGUCUGAAGAUUCCGGAGUUCUCCUGCUUUACCUUCACGUUGGCAGGUUGACACUUGUCAUACAGAAAGUGGCAGAAAACUCCAUGGAGAUCAUCGCAGGCAGCAAUCUCCAUGACGGGCUCUGGCAUUCAGUUAACAUAAACGCCAGAAGGCAUCGCAUCACCCUGACUCUGGAUAACGACGUCGCCGCAGCUGCUCACGCAACCACCCUCUCGCAGAUCUAUUCUGGGAACAGCUACUAUUUCGGAGGGUGCCCUGACAAUUUCACCGAUUCCCAAUGUUUAAAUCCCAUUACUGCUUUUCAAGGCUGCAUGAGGCUCAUCUUUAUUGAUAACCAGCCCAAGGACCUCAUUUUAGUUCAGCAAGGUUCCCUGGGGAAUUUUAGUGAUUUACACAUUGAUCUGUGUGACAUCAAAGACAGAUGUUUGCCCAACUUCUGUGAACAUGGAGGAAAAUGCUCCCAGUCCUGGACCACCUUUUACUGUGAUUGUAGCGAAAUGGGUUACAUGGGAGCAACCUGCCAUAACUCCAUCUAUGAACAGUCGUGUGAAGCCUAUCGUCACAAAGGGAAGAUGUCUGGUUUCUUCCAUAUUGAUUCCGAUGGAAGUGGACCGCUUGGACCGUUCCAGGUUUACUGCAAUAUCACGGAAGAUAAGAUCUGGACUGCGGUACAGCACAACAACACAGAGCUAACCAGAGUCCAGGGGGCUGACCCUGAGAAACCAUAUACCAUGUACUUUAACUACAGCAGCAGCCUGGACCAGAUUGAGGCCAUGAUAAACAGCGCAGAGUACUGUGAACAGGAGGUGGCUUACCACUGCAAAAAGUCCCGUCUGCUGAACACCCCGAAUGGAAUGCCGUAUGUUUGGUGGGUUGGCCGUGCCAAUGAAAAGCAUCCUUACUGGGGAGGAUCUCUUCCUGGGGUUCAGCAAUGUGCCUGUGGACUGGAAGAAAGUUGUCUGGAUAUGAGAUAUUUCUGCAACUGUGAUGCCGAUAAAGAAGAAUGGACACAUGAUACUGGCCUUCUUUCCUUCAAAGACCAUUUGCCUGUAACUCAACUCGUGAUCACUGACACAAACAGGUCAAACUCGGAGGCUGCUUGGAGAAUCGGCCCCUUGCGUUGCCAUGGAGACAGACAGUUCUGGAACGCAGCUUCCUUCAACACAGAGGCCUCCUAUCUUCACUUCCCCACCUUCCAUGCAGAGUUCAGCGCAGACAUUUCCUUUUUCUUCAAAACCACGGCUGUGUCUGGGGUCUUCCUGGAAAACCUUGGGAUUAAGGACUUCAUCCGCAUCGAAAUAAGCUCCCCUAAGGAGAUCACCUUCUCCAUAGAUGUUGGAAACGGGCCUAUGGAAGCUACGGUGCAGUCUCCCACGUCUCUGAAUGACAACCAAUGGCACUUCGUCCGAGCCGAGAGGAACCUCAAGCAAACAUCUCUUCAAGUGGAUAACCUUCCUAAAAAGAUUCUGGAGGCACCUGCCGAGGGGCAUUUUCGUAUGCAGCUUAACAGUCAAUUCUUUGUAGGGGGAACGGCUUCCAGACAGAAAGGUUUCCUGGGAUGCAUCCGCUCUUUACAUUUAAAUGGGCAGAAACUGGACCUGGAAGAGAGGGCUAAAAUGACCCCUGGAGUCAAGCCUGGCUGCCCGGGACACUGUAGCAGUUAUGGUAAUCUCUGUCACAACGGAGGCAAAUGCGUGGAGAAAUACAACGGUUAUUUCUGUGACUGCACCAGCUCUCCCUACGAAGGGCCCUUCUGCAAGGAAGAGGUUUCUGCAGUGUUUGAAGCUGGCACCUCAGUUACCUAUAUUUUCCAAGAGCCUUAUCCAGUGACAAAAAAUGCAAGCACUUCAUCCUCUGGCAUUUAUGCAGACGCCAUUCUGUCCAAGGAAAACAUUGCAUUUAGCUUCCUGACAGCACGUGCUCCAAGCCUCCUGCUCUACAUCGACACCUACUUUCAUGACUAUUUGGCUGUGAUUCUCUCCAAAAAUGGAAGCUUACACGUCCGAUACAAGUUGAGUAAGGAUGGCUUCCUCGUUUUCACCAUUGACUCUGGAAACCUUGCCAACCGGGAAUUACACCAUGUGAAGAUCAACAGAGAAGGAAAAGAACUCAUCAUUCAGGUUGAUCAAGUUCUCAAACUCAAGCACAACCUCUCGGAGAUUGACUUCAAGGCCAUCAAAUCGCUCACCUUGGGCAAGGUCGCAGAUAGUCUGGGGCUAGAUUCUGAGGUCUUGAAGGCGAACUCACAUGGCUUUAUGGGAUGCCUGUCCUCUGUCCAGUACAAUCACAUAGCUCCACUGAAGGCCGCCUUACGACAUCCCAGCAUAGCCCCCGUGACUGUCAAAGGCUCCUUGACUGAAUCGAGUUGUGGAUACGUAGCAGAGGCCGAUGUGAACACCAUCACCACAGUUUAUUCCUCAUCAGAUCCCUUUGGGAAGUCGGAUGAGCGGGAGCCCCUCACCAAUGCAAUCAGAAGCGAUUCAGCUGUUAUUGGAGGUGUAAUAGCCGUUGUAAUAUUCAUCAUCUUUUGCAUCGUGGCCAUCAUGAGCAGAUUCCUCUACCAGCACAAACAGACACAUCGAAGUAGCCAGGCGAAGGAGAAAGAAUACGCAGAAAACCUCGACAGUUCCUUUAAAACUGACAUUGACUUGCAGAACACAGUGAGUGAGUGCAAACGGGAAUAUUUCAUCUGA